GGUGGGCAAGCUAAAUACAUAUCUUACUUAAAUAAUCCAGCGAGGACUACUUGGGUUUUUAAAUAAAUGAGAAGUACAGGCUUUAAAAAAGCCGAAGUGUUUAGUGACGCAUGCUCAGUUUCGCCCUCUACUGACUGCUCAUUGAACAUGCAAGUCUGAGCGAAUCACUUAAUCCAAAGACCUCGAACAGUGAAGUCAUUUCCCACAUAUUCACACACACCAAGGCUGUGACAAACUAUAUAACAAACUUAUUACUUAAAGAUAACGCGUAACAACAUGACCAGGUGACUGAAACGGUGCAUCUAUUAAUUUCUUCACGCUAAUGUGAUGUACAGAGGGCUCAUUGCUAUUACUUAGAGCACAUCGGACAACGCCUGGAUAAGGAAGGGAGCGCAACAUUUGCUGAGCACAUAACGGAUACUUCACAAACAUGGUUCAUGCAGUGUGUUGUUUUCGUCUCUCUCGAAGUGUCUGUGUGUUGUUGCUGCUCAUCGACUGCAGUGGAGGCUCAGUAUCCCUGCAGACCUCUCAACUCUCCUCAUAUGAGGUGACGGUUCCAAUACGCAUCAGCAGACAGAGGAGAGACCAGGGCAGUGCAGAUAAGGUGUCAUACAUAAUCCAAGCUGAAGGGAAAGAACAUGUUGUCAUUCUGGAGAGAAAUGAAUUGCUUCUUCCGGAGGAUUUCACUGUGUACUCUUAUGCCAAAGAUGGCUCACUAGUCACGGAGAGACCAAACAUGACGGGUCACUGUCAUUACCGAGGUUACAUAGAGGAUGUGGAGGGCUCUUCUGCAGCACUCAGUCUGUGCUCUGGGUUAAGGGGUGUAAUCCACACAGAGGGUACCAGUUUUGGCAUCGAACCAUUGGAAGGAUCCUCAAGUAAUGAGCACUUGGUGUAUCGUUUGAAGAAUGUCAAGACAGAACCUCUCACAUGUGGGAUGCCUCACUCUCAUAACCAUGACGACGAAGCAUCACCAAGGCAACCUUCGGAUAGCUAUGUCCAUAACAUUACAUUUGACCAAGCUGGUAGCCAUCAAACCAGGCGAAAGAGGGCAGUGCUGCACCAGACUCACUAUGUGGAACUGCUGUUGGUGGUGGACAAUGAAAGAUUCAAUUACAAAAACAGGAAUCAGACAGCAGUUCGUGAGGAGAUGGUUCAAAUCGCUAACUAUGUUGACAGUAUGUAUAUAGCACUGAAUAUUCGUAUAGUGUUGGUGGGGUUGGAGAUCUGGUCCCUGCAGAACCCCAUUAGUACAGACGGCAGUGCAGGAGAGGUGCUGGGCCGCUUCACUCAGUGGAGAGAGAAAGAACUGGCCAACCGUCUUCGCCAUGACAGUGCUCAGCUCAUCCUAAAGAAGGGCUUUGGUUCAACAGCAGGCAUGGCUUUCGUUGGUGCGGCUUGUUCCAGAAGUCAUGGAAGUGGAAUUAAUGCUUUCACCAGUGAUGAUGUGAUGUCAUUCUCCUCCAUCGUGGCUCAUGAGCUGGGUCACAAUCUUGGGAUGAACCAUGAUGAUGACCGAAACUGUAAAUGUGAUGUCACAAAAUGCAUCAUGAGCUCAGGGGCAAGUGGUUCUCGCAACUUUAGCAGCUGUAGUGCUGAUGACUUUGAGAAGAUGAUCUUGAGCUCAGGUGGCCGUUGUCUGCUGAACAUACCACGGCCAGACGAGGCAUACAGCGCCCCCUUCUGCGGGAACAAGCUGGUGGACGUGGGCGAGGAGUGUGACUGCGGAUCAGAAGAAGAGUGCGAGAAGGACCCGUGCUGUGAACCGAAGACGUGUAAGCUGAGGUCGGGUGCUCAGUGUGCGUACGGAGUCUGCUGCAAACACUGCAGGUUUUUAUCUGGUGGCACAAUUUGCAGAAGCAGCACUGAUGAAUGUGAUUUACCAGAGUACUGUAACGGAACAUCAGCCCUCUGUCAGAAUGAUGUCUUUAAACAGAACGGCCAUCCAUGCAAACAGGAUCAGGCGUACUGCUACAACGGCCAGUGCCAGCACUACGACACCCAGUGCCAGGCCAUAUUCGGCAGUAAGGCUAAAGCUGCUCCCGAGCUGUGUUUUAAGGAUGUGAACUCUAAAGGCGAUCGCUUUGGAAACUGUGGCUACCAUUCCAGUGGCUUCAAGAGGUGUGAAAGCAGGAAUGCCAUGUGUGGGAAGCUCCAGUGUGAGAAUGUUCAGUCAGUCAUUUUUGGAAUCAAGCCGUCAAUCAUCCAGACCCCAAUCGCUGACAAAACCUGCUGGGGCGUGGACUUCCAGCUGGGCUCGGAUGUGCCUGAUCCUGGCAUGGUCAAUGAAGGCACCAAGUGUGGAGAUAAUAAGGUUUGUUUGAAUUAUGAAUGCAGAAGCGCAGACGUGCUGAAUUAUGACUGUGACAUUGAAAAGAAAUGCCACAGCCAUGGGGUUUGUAACAGCAAUAAAAACUGUCACUGUGAAUACGGCUGGGCUCCUCCAUUCUGUGAGGCUGCAGGGUACGGAGGAAGCAUUGACAGCGGCCCCACCUGGAACGAUAAAGAUAUCUCCACAAGGGAUGGUCUGCUUGUGUUCUUUUUCCUGGUUCUUCCCCUGCUGGCAUUGGCUCUGUAUGUCUUCUUCAAGAGGAAUGAGCUGAAGCGACGCUUUUUCAGAAAGAAACGCUCUCAGGGCUAUGAAGCUGACAGCAGGCCGCAGACUACUGCAUCCCAGUGGGGAAAUCCCAACAGUAUAGUAAAGGAUGGGCACCAGGCUCAGUUAUUGCCACCAGAGGAGGUGGUUCAGACUAAUAAAUCGGCUUCUGUGCCAUCUUAUGCCACCAGACCGCCACCACCUCCAUUUGCAAGACCACCUGCUCCUACCCAACAACUCAUGCCUCAAAGACCAGCGCCUGCCCCCCCAGUAUAACACACAACACACAUACAAGACUGACAGUUGUAUUUCUGUCUGGUUAUGAUGAUGGAUGGGCCUAGAGUAAAAUGUAUGGGUGGAGAUGAGGAGGAAUCAGUGGUCGCACUCUUCCCUACUUAUUCCUGUCGGUUUGUAAACAGCUGUCAACUGUCAAUCAAACAGAGAGACAGUCAGUGUUGUGCAAAGAACCUUCACUUGUAAUACAUCACAGAGUUCAGGGUGGGAGCGAGAGAACUUAUUAUACAGUAAAACGUCUCCCACCUGUCUCUGUUCAAACAAAAGAUGUCAAUGGCAACAGACUGAUAUCCUAAUUGUGUUCUUAUUCUUUUGUGCUGUAAAGGACCACUGCGACUGAUUGCACUUCAGUAAUAUUCACUGUUUUAUAGAAAUGUACAGAGACCCUUUGAUUUUAGGCUGGAUUUAAAAGUAUUGACAUCAUUCCCCCCUCAUUCCUUUUUUUUUUUUUUUUUACACUUUUUGGUGCAAAAGGUAUUUUAAACUCCACAAUCAAACAUCGUUCUCCAGAAAAAUGUUUUUUUUUUAGAUGUGUAAAUGACAAAUGGACAAAUGCUAUAAUUGAAUGUGCUAGGCAUCCCUAAGAUAUUACAAGGAUAUCAAGUCACUCACAGUAUAUAAAUUAGAGGUAGACCGAUAUAUCGGUUAUAUCGGUGCCGAUAGUUGCCAAUCAUUUUAUAGUCAUUUUGUCAUUUCAAAAUAAGAGUCCCCAGUAUGUUUCGGGCUUGUUUAGCGUCCAGCGUUAUACACUAAAUCUUAAAUUUUUGUGGUUAUUUUGGUGAUUUUGGUUGAACAUUAAACUGCAUAUGGGAUUUUAUUAAUUUAGGACUCUUUUUUCUGUGCCCGCCAUAGUAAGGAAAGAAUAAGAUUUUUUUUUUUUUUUUUUUUGUCAUUCUAUAAAUAGUUUUUAAAAUGUAUCGGCCAAUUAAUCGGUUAUCAGCCUUUCCCACCACCUUAGUAAUCGGUAUCGACAAAAUCCACUAUCGGUCGACCUCUAAUCUAAAUGGCUCAUGGUAACUGCAAAUCAUUCUCUGUGCACUGUGGAACAUAAUAACUCGAAUUCAGGUUUUCUAAUGCUGCAGUGCUUUGCUUUGGGGGGGGUUUUUUAGAGAAAAGAGAAAAACUUUUUUUAUUUGAUUUUGCUGCUGCCCAACAAAGUGAUUUAAAUCUAUAAUUUUACCAUUUAUUCAUAGUUUUAUUUACGUACUUUUAUUUAUAUGUAGGGCUUAUAUAAAUUCUAUUUUUUACUUUAUUUGCCAAGUGAAAUUCUGUCCCCAUUAUUGAGGCAAAAAGUCAGGUAAACAUAUAAUUGCUUGAUUUUGACUGAUUCUGACACUUUAUGAUUUACUGCUGGUUUAAUUGGUGUUAGCAUUCUUAUUAAAUACAGAAAACUAUAACAAAGAAAUCAAAAAAGUUUAAGCAUUUCUCCUGUCGACUUCAAGGGCUACAAGACUUUAUGCAUGAUAUCACAUACUAUGCUAUAAAUACAGAGUUUCUUCCUUUCUGAAACUGUUUAAAAAAGAAUGAAAAGACCAUUGUGUCUGCAUGUUUCUUGUUCUUGUGAAAGACAAAUAUCCUUGUGAUGAACAUUACACCACACAGGGUGGAGUACACAUGUAAUUCCGUAUAGUAUGUAUCAAGUCAUGCACCAAACACACAACCGGUUGUAACAUGCAUCUGCUGAUCUCUUACAUUAGGAGACUUCCACAAUAGCAAACUCAGCCAAGUGCCAUACAGUAAAUGUCUGAUAAUAAUGAGUAUUAUUUUACAUCACUAUGUUAUAUUAAUGUGUAUGAUUGAAUGAAUCAAUCAGUCCCCCUUCUUGCACUGCAUUUCCACUCAUGUUACAAGUGAAGCAGCUAAUAGCAGUUUAUGGUUUGUUUAUGUUGUAUGAAGGAUAGACUCAAUUUACUUUGGGUUACCUUUAGUGUGUUGGUGAUGAUUUUGGUUUUGCAUAUGAAAAUAAAUAUCACUGGUAUGUUUCUAAA
This is a messenger RNA of Myxocyprinus asiaticus (Chinese sucker), 4878 nucleotides long. RefSeq names its product ADAM metallopeptidase domain 9 (gene adam9a). The transcript has 23 exons. Bases 431 to 2872 code for a protein of 813 amino acids. Gene Ontology annotation, biological process: proteolysis. Gene Ontology annotation, molecular function: metalloendopeptidase activity. The record is from RefSeq and is a predicted model, not a curated record. Gene Ontology annotation, cellular component: plasma membrane. Lineage: Eukaryota; Metazoa; Chordata; Actinopteri; Cypriniformes; Catostomidae.